AUGGCUGAUCAUGUAUCAGACGCGUCACCUCUAAUUCCUCCGUUACCGAUCACCGAACCCAGCGAGAUCGACCUUGAAGCCGGUCCCGGCGAGCAAAUUCAGUGCCGUAUUUGCCUCGAAACUGACGGUAGGGAUUUUAUCACACCUUGCAAGUGCAAAGGAACAUCAAAGUAUGUACAUCGGGAAUGUUUGGAUCAGUGGCGAGCAGUGAAGGAAGGUUUUGCAUUUGCACACUGCACAACCUGCAAGACUCCCUACCAUUUGAGAGUUCAUGUUGCUGCUGAUAGGAAAUGGCGAACUCUGAAAUUUCGAUUCUUUGUGACUAGAGACAUCGCGUUUAUAUUUCUGGCUGUUCAGCUUGUAAUUGCUUCACUAACAUAUUUGGUGUACCUAAUUGACACUUAUCAAAAGUCUUGGCUUCGUCUCGCUUGGGGCUUUGAUAGUGAGCUUAGUUUCUACUACAUAUGUGGAGCACUAUUAUUCUUUGCUUUGCUGGGGCUGUCUGGGUGCUUCAUAACUUGCUAUGAUAGAAGAGUACGCAAUGAUUUGGCUCAGCCUUGUCGAGAGUUAUGUCUUUGUUGCUGCCAGCCUGGAGUAUGUGCAGACUGCCAUUUACCUGGCACUCUUUGUAUGUGGACUGACUGUACCACUUGCUUUGAAAGCUGUGCAAGUGCAGCUGGUGAAUGUGGUUGCUUAGGUGGUGCUGGUGAAGCAGGGUUACCAAUAUUGUUUAUAAUGGCUUUGAUCGUGCUUGGACUAUUUACUGUGAUUGGCAUAUUCUACAGCGUUUUGGUGGCGACAAUGGUUGGACAACGAAUUUGGCAGCGGCAUUAUCAUAUACUUGCGAAAAGGAUGCUAACAAAAGAAUAUGUUGUUGAGGAUGUUGAUGGUGAAAUGAUGGGAUUGGACUGGUCUCCUCCACCACUUCCAACUGAACAUGUUCUGCAGCUGAAAAAUCUGGGCCUUCUCCAGUGGGUUUGCACCUGGCAGUUCGACGAAGCUGCCCUGCUGCAAGAAUUGGUGGGCGGUCGCAGGACAGCUGAAAACCACUGCUUGCAGUUUUCGGAACCACUGCUUGCAGUUUUCGGAACUGACCAAACCAUCCACCGUAACACAUAA
Molecule: messenger RNA, 1119 nt
Organism: Dovyalis caffra
Lineage: Eukaryota; Viridiplantae; Streptophyta; Magnoliopsida; Malpighiales; Salicaceae
Source: the annotation of a GenBank genome assembly